Molecule: messenger RNA, 3648 nt
Organism: Varroa destructor (honeybee mite)
Lineage: Eukaryota; Metazoa; Arthropoda; Arachnida; Mesostigmata; Varroidae
Biological process (GO): sodium ion transmembrane transport
Cellular component (GO): plasma membrane
Molecular function (GO): ligand-gated sodium channel activity
Source: RefSeq, a predicted model, not a curated record
GUAAGUUGUUAAUCUUUCUGCAGUGUUCUACAAGGACCGCCUGAGGGAGACUACCUUGGAGUACAACUGUUCGGCAGUAAUGAGAAAACAAAGAAUACGAAUUUUUGAAUCAAAGGCUAUUGCACAUCUUUGCUUUGAUCCAAACACGGAUCGCCUAUCUGCUGUGCCCAACCCCACAACUAAUUUUACACAGGGUUGCUAUGUAAAUAACAUCUCAGGGUUUCGCUUUUUAGACACCAUUUUUGCUCGCCCAUAUUUGGUCAAAAUUACCACAACUGAUACGGCUUGUUUUUAGCAUGCGAAUAAACUGGUUGUGCGUUAAACACCGCGCGCAUUUACAGAGGAAAGAUAUAGGACAACUCAGCAGGUCCUUUCUAAUAUGUAUUAUUUAUUGGCUUGGCCAUGCUUUGUUGCCCUGUUACCAGUAUUACGAGAGUAUCAUACUCAAUUCUUCCGAUCCACAUGUGCUAUACAAUGAACUGGAGGACAGAUGAUAAAAUGGAAGCUGUAUAUCAGAAUAUUAUUGCUUUCGGUAAGUGUCAACCUAGUACAUUCGCGACAAAAACAAAUACUUCAUCUUGUAGUAGUUCGUCUGCGCACCUUCGUUUACUGUGAAGAAAUGAAUAUGAUGGUUUCAUGGCCAGAUGACGAGCAUAUUCAGACCUCACCGUACGAGCUUACAUUGGGGUUUCAUCACGUUGAUACCAAUACGGCUGGUCAAAGGCACGCAAUAGUUCUACGACCUUCAGGAGAUUACGUGUUCGGGGUUAUACAGGAAGGAACCCAGACGUUACCACCGCCGUACGACACAAACUGCCGAAACUACAGCGAUAUAAAGGUGUUUGAUGAUGGUUACUUCGUUAAGUGGAGCCGAGAUAUGUGUAAUGAAGACUGCAAGUUGCGUGUGGUCCGGCGCGUUUGUAACUGUAUUAUGUCCAAUUACGUCUAUCGUAACAAAAUCGGCGGACGUGUCUGCGACCGCAAUCAGACUAUUACAUGUGUUCAGGCCCACGCACGAGAAACGUAUUCGCGAAUCUGCCCUCGAGAAUGCACCGCAGCUUGCCGCGAAGAUACCUACAAAGCCACUCAAUCCAUUUGGAGACAAGUUAGUUCCGAAGACAAUGACCUAAAAUACGUCAACAUCAAGGUUAUCGUCACGUCCCGUCAGGUAGAUGUUCUUCAUUUCGUACCGCUACUCUCGUCAACCCAGAUUCUUGGCAUUAUCGGCGGUUACGUUGGCUUCUGGAUGGGGCUUUCAUUCUACAAAGUGGGAGCAGAGUGUGCCAAUUAUAUACUUGUUAUAGUCUAUCGAAUAUUUCGCGUUCAGGCCGUUAUGCGGUACCUUGUCGUGCACAGAUCAUUCAUGGCGUGCCUGCUAAUUUCAACUAUAAUCGCGUGUUCAAUGUCGUGUAUUAAGGAACUGUAUGAGUAUCGGCGAUUUCCUACAACCGUGUACUACUCGCAGGCGAACAUCAAGGGAUCAGCCUAUCCGGCAACCACCGUUUGUCUACUUGACGGCAUCAACUACAGUGACAUUUGCUCGACGUACCUUCGGCAGAACUGUACGAACAGGGAACCGAAUUUUGAGUCGAUGGUAGGCAACGACAUCCUGCUCAUGAAGUUUAUUAUCAAUUUUACCUACACCGCGGACGAAAUUGUCACCGAAUGCACAAUGGAAUCGCGUUCGGAUCUGUGCGAAUCAUUCGACUGCGUAACGCUGUGGAAUCGCACGUUCACAUAUGUCAAAACAGGCUCAUGUUAUACGUUUGACAUGACCUCUUUGCCGGACCACCCGUUCUGGAGGUGCAAGGAACAAUUCAAGUAUAAUCUUCGCUUCAGGGUCCACAGCUAUGGAGCAAAAGAUGGCGGCGGUGCCACGAUGACCGCUCUGGUUCAUGAACAGAAUCGAUACACGUCAGGCGUUAUUCACUCGUUCCGAUUCGAGCCUGGAAGAAAAUACUACCUCACCGUUUUUCAGCAUGACAUCGUCUCGUUGGCAAAACCUUACGAGUCGGGCUGCGUCGACUAUGAAAAAGAGGGCCUCAAUUCGUCGCUCUACGAAGGACAUAUCAUUCAAGAAGAAGAAUGUUGUGAGGCAUGUGUGGCCGCCACCUGGAUGAAGCAUUGUGGGUGCUUUUCGAAAAUGUACGCAGUCAAACAUCGGAGGCUCGGAAUCGUCUGCGACUACGUCACCCACUUGAAGUGCAUAGAUCGUAUGAUACAGAAUAAGUGGUUCGUUCGCUGCCAAGAACGCUGUACCCAAGGAUGCAAUGACAAGCGAUACCGGGGCCUGAUGCACCAGAUCGGCUAUCUCGAAACCGAAAACGGUGUCCCUAGUACGGACCACGCCGAGAUCAAUGUGUAUCUUGCUUCAACGAACGUAAAGCAGAUCACGAAUUUGGCGAAAAUCAAGUUUUCGGACUUUGUAUUCUACUUGAGUGGACACAUGACCAUGUGGCUUAAUCUGUCCUUGUUGGGAUCUGCUCCGGAUGCCAUCUUCUUUCUACUGCGUGUAAUAAAUCAGUACGUGCUUACCUUCUAAAGUGAACGAUGGCGACAAAACAGCGCCGCGCCUUCUGCAAACAGAUCACAAUAUUAGUGGUACGCAAUACCUGGUUUCUUUAAGCAGCAAAAUGAAAGGGGCUUUAAAAGUUGACCCCUUCUUGUUGCAAUGCACGAGAAAGCCAAGGUAACGGUCGGCAGUCUCGUUGCUGUAGGAGCAUAUGUUGCAUGCUUCCCACACAAUGGGCAGGUAGUAGGCUCUGUUUUGAGGAAAAUGUCUAUUGGCGUAGAAAUCAAUUAGGCGGCGUAAUUAGUAUUGAUUAACAGAGAGUAGUAAUCUCUACGGGCAAACAAAUAAAGAUAAGAUUUCCUUACCGAAUCGCUUCGUCACAUUCUUUCAUUCAGUAUAAGGCUUCAUUAGAUUACGUAUUUUAUAUAACAGAUAAUAGUUAUAAGGUUUUAUCGUUGGCUAAACUUGUAUCGUCUAUUGUUUUGUGAGACAGUCUCCAUUGACGAAAUAGGUCCUUGUCGCGUUUAUUCUACUCUCUUACAAUCGUGCCUCUCACAAAUUCAUUUGUCACUUCUCCCCAACGAAGCUAUACAUUGGUCACAAUUCUAAAAAUGUAUUUUUUCUUGUUCAUACGAAAUGACGAAACUUACUACAAUCGCUGUACACAAAUAUCACAUCCCAACAACAAGUUAUCGUUGCGUUAGUUAUCUUUACCAUUUUACCAUAGCACAUAGCACAUGAUCUUUCACAUAUUCGAGAAUCAUACCUCAGAUUUAGCGUAUGACCAGACGAAUUUGUUACGGGAAUUGCAUUAGCUAUUCAUCAACAAACAACUCAUCGGCCAUAACCAUAUCUGAUCCAUUUUUCUCCCGUCGGUUUCCAAGGCAAUCUAAUCUUCCCAGUCGCCAAACACGUUUCAUUGUUUUAUACAAACAAUUUUAUUUAGAAAUGAGACACACACACAUAUAGUCACAUAUAUCCCAAUAAGUUCAUGUAGCUGUAACAUGGUAUAUCCGUUAAAUUUGGUUCCGUUAAAUUUCUGCUUAUGACAAUAUAUAUAUAGAUGUACCAUAUCAUAAGUCUGUUUUAUGAAACCUGAAAGAGUUUAUAACUAUGGAAGCCUCCUGUGAAGGUUA